Molecule: messenger RNA, 1543 nt
Organism: Eremomyces bilateralis CBS 781.70
Lineage: Eukaryota; Fungi; Ascomycota; Dothideomycetes; Eremomycetales; Eremomycetaceae
Product: alpha/beta-hydrolase
Exons: 2
Coding region: 240-1451 (403 amino acids)
Source: RefSeq, a predicted model, not a curated record
GCCUCGGAUGCCCGGUCUGCGCCACGACCUUUCCGAAUUCGUUGUUACGAUGCACGAGAACGAUAUACUUUAUGAUACCAUACGACUGCGACUUACCGAUUCCGCGUCGUUGACAGAGUGGGGUUGCUUCUAGGCUGCGGGGAUUUUGGAAACCGUUCUGACCCCCUCGGGUCGGGUCAUCGUCGAUCAGGGACGCGAAAACGUUGGGACCCAGCGUACGUCUCAUCCAGCCGUCGACCAUGGACAAAAGUAAUGGCGUCUGGACCUGCCACCAGCAUGUCAUACCAGCAUCUCACAUACGAGGCUUCGAGCGAGGUGUACGAGACGAGAGAAAACAUCGUCGUUCUCUUCGACUGUCCGUAAAUGAAUACGCCCCGAACAUUGCACCGGAUGGCUCCACCGAACCGAUUACCAUCUUAUUCCAUCACGGUGUCGGAUUCACGAAGGAAUCCUACGAGCCAUUGUUUACCUCUAUCUUCAGGAAUUCAAACCAUAUCCGGGCAAUAUGGUCCUAUGAUAUUGCCUGGCAUGGAAAAUCGUAUCUGCUGAAUGAGGAUGUAAUUGGUGAUAUUCCUCAUUGGAAUGAUGAUGCUAGGGAUGUCCUUCAGAUCGUCAACUACUUCCAUGAGAAGAUGCCGGCGCCCAUUGUUGGUGUGGCACAUUCUGUUGGCUCCUCUGUUCUUAUGAUGGCGAGUCUGAUGCAUCCUCGACUCUUCUCCGGGAUUGUGUGUGUGGAUCCGGUCUACGCAACCGGCUAUUCGCCGCGGCCUCUUAAAUACCAUCGAGCUAUCCUUAUGGCGAGAAGAAGGGACCGUUGGGCCAGCAAGGACGAGGCGCGGAAAGCCUUCCUUAAAAGCCCUUAUUAUGCUGCUUUUGACCCUGAAGUCUUCGAACUGGUCAUGGAACAUGAUCUAAGAGAAGUCACCAGUCCGGACGGCAAAACCUAUGUGACAUUAGUCACUCCGAAGGCACAAGAAGUUGGAUCUAUGUUCAGACCCGUGCCGGCGAACAGUGUGAAAGAGUUUGCGGGCGUCUCAACCGACCGCAACUCAUUCGGAGCAGAAUUGGUCAUUCCGGGAUUCCACCUCUAUGAACUAGCUGCGCUCCAAAAGCGGAUGAAAGAGCUUGUGCCUUCUAUCCAUGUCAUCUGGGCCGCGAACUCCGACAUCUACAAAAUCCCGAAGUAUGCCGAAUUUGCUCACAAAACUCUGGGCACAGACAAGGGUGUUUACGCGCAUUCAGCCCCCAGGAGGGUUACACAAGAAGUAAUCGAUGGUGCCGGCCAUACUGUUCCUCUUGAAAAGCCUAGGGAACUGGGGAAGGCAAUUUCACAGUGGCUAGAGCACGAGACUCCGUUGUGGAAGCAAGAAUAUGAAGCGGAAAGGGGCGCGGACACGUUUUGGAGCUCUGAGCUUAACCCCGAUUGGAUGAAGGAAAUCUCGAAAAUAUAACAACAGGUAUCUUCCUACAGGCAUCCAAUCACUGAGACUGCCUGGACUUGCAUAUUCAUGUCAAUAUUAUCAGGAUUCAGGAUGGACCCAUU